UGGACCUGCGGGGCAGCUCCUCACUCGCAGCGGACUGCUGGGAUCUGCGGGGCAUCCUUCAGCUCUGCUCAGCUCCAGCACGGACUCGCCAAGGAUUGGAAGCUCCCCGGAGAUCUAUUAAGAACACUCUAACUUCCCUCCAGAAGACAAGUGCUAGAAGGAUUGCCUCAACACAAGAGCCUAGGAUCAUUCUGAUUCCUGCUAUAAAAUUAAACCAUGAGUCCCACCCUGGCUUGCAUUGUCUCCCUGGGAUUGGCAUUUUUAAUAUGUCAAACGCAGGCUUUUUUCCUGCCUAAUGCCACUCAUUUGGAGAAGCUUCUGAGCAAAUACCAGAAUGACCAGCCUCAUUCCAGAAGCAAGAGAGCCAUCCCCAGGGCAGACAGGGAAGAGAUACUAAAGCUUCACAACAAACUGAGAGGUCAGGUCUACCCUUCAGCCUCCAAUAUGGAAUACAUGACCUGGGAUGAUGAGUUGGAAAAGUCAGCAACGGCCUGGGCCCAGGAAUGUAUCUGGGAACAUGGACCUGCCACCCUCCUUGUGUCCAUUGGCCAGAAUCUGGCAGUCCACUGGGGCAGGUAUCGUUCUCCAGCCUUCCACGUCCAAUCAUGGUAUGAUGAAGUAAAAGAUUAUACGUAUCCUUACCCUCAUGAAUGUGACCCUUGGUGUCCGGAGAGAUGUUCGGGUCCUAUGUGCACCCAUUACACCCAGAUAGUUUGGGCAACUACCAACAAGGUUGGAUGUGCUGUGAAUACAUGCAGAAGGAUCAAUGUCUGGGGAGACGUGUGGGAGAAUGCAGUCUAUCUCGUCUGUAAUUAUUCCCCAAAGGGAAAUUGGAUUGGAGAAGCUCCAUAUAGAAAUGGAAGUCCUUGCUCUGAAUGUCCACCCAGUUAUGGUGGAGGCUGUAGGAAUAACCUCUGUUAUCGAGAUGAGACUUACGCGCAGAAGCCUGAGACCGAUGAGACGAACGAGGUGGAAAUGUCUCAGAUUCCUGAGGAGAAGCACGUAUGGGUCCAACCAAGGGUAACCAAACCCACCAAGACCAAGAAAACCACCACAGACAAUUAUAUGACACAAAUCAUCAAAUGUGAGACCAAAAUGAGGGACAAGUGUAAGGGGUCUACGUGCAACAGGUAUCAGUGCCCAGCAGGCUGCUUCAACAACAAGGCGAAAAUUUUUGGAACUCUCUUUUAUGAAAGCUCCUCUAGCAUAUGCCGGGCUGCCAUCCAUUUUGGUGUCAUAGAUGAUAAAGGAGGUCUGGUUGACAUCACCAGGAAUGGGAGGGUCCCCUUUUUCGUGCGUUCGGAAAAGAAUGGUAUUGCGUCUUUAAGUAAAUACAAGGCUUCUAACUCAUUCAUGGUUUCCAAAGUAACAGUGCAGGACCUGGAUUGUUAUAGCACCGUUGCUGAGCUGUGUCAGUUUGAGAAGCCAGCGAAACAUUGCCCAAGAAUUCGCUGUCCAGCCCACUGUAAGAAUGAACCAUCGUACUGGGCUCCGGUGUAUGGGACCAACAUUUAUGCAGACACUUCGAGUAUCUGCAGGACAGCAGUGCAUGCUGGAGCCAUCAAAGAUGAAACUGGAGGUUAUGUGGAUGUGAUGCCUGUAGAUAAGAAGAAGAUUUAUGUUGGUUCGCUCAGGAAUGGGAUUCAGUCUGAAAGUUUGAGGACCCCUCGAGAUGGGAAGGCUUUCCGGAUCUUCGCAGUGAAGCAGUAAACUUCCAGAGCCAGAGAAGAAGGGAUCUUCUUCACAAGAGUUCUAGGGUUAUUUUAUUUUUGUUUGUUUUUUAUGAUUUAAAAAAAUAUAUUGUGAGCAUUGGAAAAUUUACUUUUAAUGGCCUUCGAUGUGACAUCCAGGCUGAAUGAACCCUUCCUUUUCCAUUCAUCGUCUUGGGAGAGAGCACCACCUCAUCUCCAUUGGGAAGUAGCAUUCUCUGGUGAGGCUUUCAGAAACUAGAUAUCUUUGACCUGAGCCAGGUGUGCUGAAACUCACUGCCCAAAGCCCUGGGGCUAUUACACCCAGGGAACAAAUGGCUGAGAGAUUUUUAAAAAGCCAUUCUGGUGUGUGUGUGUGUGUGUGUGUGUGUGUGUGUGUGUGUGUGUGUGUGUGUGUGUGUCUGUGUCUGUGUCUGUGCGUCUGUGUAUAGAGAGGGAGAGGGCUUCAAACUCUUCAGAGAAGAUAUCUGGCUGAAAAGUGCCUGGGGAAAAGGUAUUAGGUGAUGGGCACAUAGGGUUUAAUCAAGGGGGAUGGAUGGUAGAAGAUGUAAAAUAAAUAAAAACCAUCCACAAUAAUAAAGAAACAGGGGUUUAAUGUUUGCUGGUCAGACAAUUUAUAGGAAAUGAGAAGACUUGGGGAGGGGAGGGAAUAGAAAAUGGGGGAACGAAUCUCCUGUCCUGGCACAUCUCCAAGUUAAUGGGCCCCAACUGGUUGUUGGUUUUCAAUAACCAAGUGAAUUUUAAUAUUCACAGCAGUGCUGGUUUUAUCUAAACAGCGACUCAUAAGAUUAAUAUUCUUGUCAUUCAUUUCCUUCCUACAUAGCACUUAUUCUUUAGUCCAAUUUCGGGUGUAGUUUGGGGACUCAUGGGCUAGAGCCCAUAUGACAUGCCAGACUCUAGGUUUUUAUUGUUUGUAUGUCCUUGCUUUAAAGUCAAUUUUUAUUCAAUCUUUGGUACCAUAGGGAAGUUUAAGAGCAUGCCGAGGGUUGUGAGUAUAUGAGAAUGUUUGUAUAUGUAUUUGUGUACAUAAUAAAUGCAUACAUAUAUUCUAUAUACACCCAAACAUACAUGUAACAGCAUUAUUUGGGCAGAAAUUCCCCUUUGAUAAAUUACUCUCUAAAAAGAUGACCUUUUUUUUUCUUCUUAAAUAUUACUGAGAUUGGCUUCCUUCAAGCCCAGCACUGUUCCUCAGUGCACAUUCUCUGUGGUUAGUAAGAUUUGGAGAGGGACAGCUUUGUGGUUAUGAAGCUGCCUCUAGGUUUAAUGACAACUGUAGAAUGUAACACAUGAGUAUCAUUUCUCUUCCUGUUAUUGUGGAAUUGUAGUUUCCAAAUGUUCCAAGGCUCCGAGGAGUCCUGUGUUGUUUGGGUCGUGCUCCAUUUUUUUUUUAAACCUCAGUUCCUCAUGAGCCUGUAACCAAACUCCAUAACAAAGAAAUACAUUUUAGAAAUUCAUUUUAUAGGAUUGACUAUUUUUUUUUUUACAAAUGUUGGUUUCAAAUUUGAUUUUAUUUUCCAUGGAGUGAGUUCUUAGACAGGGACCUAGCAUCAAGUUCAAAAUCUAAGUUGGUUUACACAUUAUUGAGAAGUUAAGCAUAGAAGAUCUAUCUACCUUGGCAAUAAGUAAGUCAAAAUAACAUUAUUGCAUGCCAAUUUACUACAGUAUUUGAAGAUAGGUAGACUAGCUUUAGGCAGCAAGAAAACAAUUAAACUUGCAGCUAGACUGAUUCUGAAAAUUAGUUGGAACACACUUUUUGCUUAAUUAAGUGCCUGCUUGGAGUUAUUCAUAAGCAUCUGCAGGGAAAACUUCUUUAUCCCAAUGCUCAAUUGUUCAUUUGUCCACUCAACAUUUAUUAAGCACUUACUAUACAUGCAAGGCACAGUGCUAGACACUUACGUUUUGUAUGAAGGAUGCCAAGUAUCAGGAUAUUUGGCAGCCUCUGGAUGCCUGGGGUCAAGAGGACAGAAUUGUUCACUUUUUAAUGAGAUGCUGAUGGCUGUGUUGGUGUCCUACCAAAUACACAGGUCGGUCACAUGGUAACGAUCCAGUGGAAUCUGGGUGUAUUUCACCAGCCAGCAUCUUGUUAUACUCAACAGGUACCAGAAAACCUUAUUAUAUACUUACCUGUCUUGUAUGCCCCAUUUGACUGUAAAGUAUUGGUGCUCUUUAAAAGCCAUACCUUUCAUCCUUCUAACAGUGUAAAAUCAACUCGACCAAAACCAGGACUUCCUGGUUUAAUUUUUUUUCCUUUUCAUUCAUCACCUGUGUAUUUUGAAACUGGAAUAUUUUUCACUUGUAAGUCCUGGUCUUUUUAACUGAUAGGGACGUUGCCAUUAAACUGUAAGCCCAUUGGAUAAGGACCACCUCUAAUUCCAUGUUUUGCACUGGGCCAUGCGUAUUAUGCGAAAUCGAUGUUUAGCAACAUAAUAAACAAAAAUAGGGUUGUAUUAUUUCAUGUCUCUUGUUUCCCAAAUAAAAUGUUUAUCAUUUUCUUGGAUUGUCGACUUUCACCUUGUUCUUAAAUCUUAAAUAUUGUGUUUAAUAAUAUUAUCUGCAGGCGUCCUCUUCCUGCAGUUUAUGUAUGUGCUUUUUUCUAUGAAAAAUGAUGUAUUUUUACUAUUUCCUAUGUAUAAAAGUUUAUUGUAAAUUUUGUGUGUGUGUGCUUUGCAUGAACAAGGGGCUAUACUUUGUUUUUUAAAAUUCUAGUUUUUUUCUAAAGUUUCUGUAAAGUAACAUUUUUGAGUAGUUUGAAAAAUUUGUGAAAUUAAAAAAAAAUAUUAAACCCCAAA
Molecule: messenger RNA, 4498 nt
Organism: Monodelphis domestica (gray short-tailed opossum)
Lineage: Eukaryota; Metazoa; Chordata; Mammalia; Didelphimorphia; Didelphidae
Gene: CRISPLD2
Product: cysteine rich secretory protein LCCL domain containing 2
Cellular component (GO): extracellular region
Source: RefSeq, a predicted model, not a curated record